This is a messenger RNA of Tripterygium wilfordii, 1104 nucleotides long. RefSeq lists its product as uncharacterized. The record is from RefSeq and is a predicted model, not a curated record. The transcript is spliced from 3 exons. Gene Ontology annotation, molecular function: RNA-DNA hybrid ribonuclease activity; nucleic acid binding. Bases 1 to 1104 code for a protein of 367 amino acids. NCBI's taxonomy places the organism in Eukaryota, Viridiplantae, Streptophyta, Magnoliopsida, Celastrales, Celastraceae.
AUGACAGCCCAGGUUGUAGGUUCUGAUUCCUGGUUUUGGAAGAGCUUAUUGAGUUGGAGAGCUGUUAUUAGUAUGGGUUUAUGCAAGCUUAUCAAGUCAGGUACAAAUACUAGAGUGUGGUAUGAUCCAUGGAUUCCUUUGCAAGAUGGGACAGUUGAUAAUAUCCUCAAAAUUCAGCUAUUGGAUUCUUCGAGGGAGGAUAGGUGGGUGUGGACUCUUAGUACCUCAAGGGAUUUCUCAGUAAAGAUUGCAUAUCAUGUCCUUAAUUCAAGUGCAGCCGUGCCUUCAAACUCAGCCCCUCUUGUUGGUAAUCAAUGGAAUCAAAUUUGGAAGAUGGAUAUUCAUGCUAGGCUUCAGUUGCUUUUGUGGAAGGUUGCUUGGAAUAUUUUACCUACGAGGGAUAGGCUAUCUAGUGUUUUGCAUAUGCUUGAGGAUCAACAGAGUUGUCCGCUUUGCAAUGGGGGAAGUGAAAGCAUAAUUCAUUUGAUGAUUGGUUGUUUGGUUUCAUUCCUGGUUUGGAGUACUUCUCGCUGGCAUUUGAAUUCUCUUAAUUUUGUUAGCCGAGGAGUUGUUGGUUGGGUCAAGAUUAUUCUCAAUCCACAGUUGAUUGGCAUUUCUAAGGAGGACUGUCAUGAGUUUUGUCUUUUGGCAAUGGUGUCGUUGGAUAGUAUUUGGAGAUAUAGAAAUGAUGUUAUUCAUGGCAUGCCGGUGAGGGCAUGGAGAUUGCCCAGGUUUGAGGCCAGCUUGUUUUUGGUGCAUUGGGUCCCUCCUCCUCCUAUUUCAAUAAAAGUAAAUUUUGAUACAGCUAUGGGGCAUGAAGUCACUAGUGCUGUUGCAAUAGCUCGCUCUUCUUCCGGAGAAAUAGUGUUUGCUUCGGUUUGUACCAGUGCUAGAGUGGAUGCUACAGUGGGUGAGGCGACAGCGUUACGGCUAGGAGUUCAAAGAUGCUUGGAACUUCAGGUGCAUGAUGUAGAGUUUGAGGGAGAUGCUUUGAUUGUCGUUAAUGCAGUUGCUCGACCUGAGUUGGUUUCCAAUUGGGCUAUUGAGAAUUUGAUUGAGGACACACGUAUUAAAUUGAAUGGCAUUCAAAAUGGAGUAUUGUGA